AUGCGUUUCGAGGCUCCCCCGGUUGAGCCUCUUAUGCAAAAGCCAAAGGCCCCUCCACCACCCGAAACCGAAGGCGAAGAGCCAAUUCUAUCCAAGCAGGACGAUGUGGCUGCACAGCCGAAGGGAUAUUCUGCCAAAGGGUCCGGUCUAUCAGGGUCGCCGAAGCCACAGUCUAACCCAAGUUCAUUUUCCGAGCGCCCUAAGUUUGAGAAGGCUCUCGCGCGAGUAAUCAGUCUUCUUCCAGGUGAAAUGGAAGGCAGAGACUUGUUACGCGCUGUUGAAGGAACCGGAAAAGAGAAACUUCGCGAAAUGGGUCUCCGGGUCCGCGAAUAUAAAAAGUUUUUCCAGGCCUGGGAAGACCUUCAUCUCACCUUUGACGAAGAAGGAGGCAGCUACGUGCGCGAUGAUGUUAUCCAGUAUCUGCGACACCAUCAGCAUCAGCCUUCUGACGACGACAUUGGCGAAUCUUCUUUGGCUCAAACGAUCCAUUCCUACGAGGCGUACCGAUACUUCCUUGUCAAAUUCGGACAACUGCUCUUCCCAUGGACGGCACCGUACUUCCCUGACCACAUGACUCUCCAUUCACAUUUCAAAAAGGGAGGUAGAGGCAUCGUUCUCACAGCCGGUGAUGAUCAGGCACCGUAUCUGCUCACGAUUAUCCCCACGUUCCGAAAACUCGGGUGUACCCUGCCGAUUGAGAUCAUGUAUUUGGGUGACUCGGACCUCUCCGAGGACUAUCGUUCUGAUUUGGAAAGCCUGGAUGGCGUACUCACUCGAGACAUCGCGCAAAUGGUAAAUGAUGAGGGCUGGAAAUUGGCGGGCUGGGCUGCCAAGCCAUUUGCAAUCCUGUAUUCCAGUUUCCGCGAAGUCAUCUUCAUUGAUGCCGACAGCCUGUUUUUUGUAAACCCGGAACUCUUGUUCGAGGAUCCUGCAUACCAGAAAACCGGCGCUCUUUUCUUCAGGGAUCGUUUGAUUAUGCCAGAGUCGAAGAAGCGCUGGCUCCAACAGAUUUUGCCAAAGCCCAUUUCAAGACAAGUCAAGCAGAGCCGGUUCUGGACAGGGGAUAGUGGUCACAUGCAAGAAUCGGGUGUAAUAGUGGUUGACAAAUGGCGUCAUUUCAUUGCCCUUCUUCUGGUCACGAGAAUGAAUGGCCCUGACCGAGACGGAAAUAAAGAGGAAGGCCGGGUUGGUAUAUAUGACAUGGUCUAUGGCGACAAAGAGACUUUCUGGCUCGGCUGGGAGCUUGUGGGAGAUCAAGAGUACGCUUUUCAUCAGGGCGAUGCUGGCACAAUGGGUGUCGUUCAAGCGCCCAAGGAGGAAGAGAAGAAGCCCAGACUGGUGAGAAAGAAGAGACCGGUCAUGGACGAAAACGGCCUGCCCAGACUGGACGAGAACGGGCAAGAGAUGGUGGAAGAAUAUGACAUACUUGAAGAAGCCGAAGAGCCAGAACCCGGGGAAAGAGCCGAGCCGUUAAAUUACACCAUCUGCUCUCCACAGCUUCUCCAUUUGGAUUUGCGGGGCAAACCACUUUGGUUUAAUGGAUGGCUUGUGGACAACAAGUUCGCCGACAAGAAACAGAAAAAGUUCGGCAAAUUUGAACACUAUCUAAUUGAGCCUAGGGAUAUCAGGGAGCCUGGUGCUUGGCAGUUGGAGGAAAGCAACAUGUGCUGUCUGACAACUGACGCAGAACUGAAGCGCGAUUUUUCACCGGACGAGAAGGAAAUAUUGAACAUGAUGAUUAAUCAAGCCAAGGAGGUCGGUAUCGCAGGGUGA
This is a messenger RNA of Cladophialophora psammophila CBS 110553, 1773 nucleotides long. RefSeq lists its product as uncharacterized. The record is from RefSeq and is a predicted model, not a curated record. Gene Ontology annotation, molecular function: alpha-1,3-mannosyltransferase activity. Bases 1 to 1773 code for a protein of 590 amino acids. The transcript is spliced from 2 exons. Lineage: Eukaryota; Fungi; Ascomycota; Eurotiomycetes; Chaetothyriales; Herpotrichiellaceae. Gene Ontology annotation, biological process: protein O-linked glycosylation. Gene Ontology annotation, cellular component: Golgi apparatus.